This is a messenger RNA of Synchiropus splendidus (mandarinfish), 1383 nucleotides long. RefSeq names its product UDP-GlcNAc:betaGal beta-1,3-N-acetylglucosaminyltransferase-like protein 1. The coding region runs from base 140 to 1279 and encodes 379 amino acids. Lineage: Eukaryota; Metazoa; Chordata; Actinopteri; Syngnathiformes; Callionymidae. The record is from RefSeq and is a predicted model, not a curated record. The transcript has 12 exons.
UCUGCCUCCGCGUUGUCGCGGAGGAGGUGUGCCGACGUGACAACUACAGUAACAGAAGUUAUAAUGGCUAGUUAUAAAAGGACUGUUUUAAUGAAAUUGAACAGGAAUAUACUGUACUGAUGUACGUAUUUCAUACGUCAUGACCAGCCGAACGGAGGACGCGGAAGUCACCACGGCGCCCUGCAAGAGGCAGCGAGGCGUGGAUGCAGAGACCGAGGAAGUCCCGGAGCAGAGGAUGAGGACGGUGGAUGUGAGUCUGAUCAUGCCUGUGCACAACGCGGCGUGCUGGCUGGACGAGUGUCUCCAGGCCAUCAUACUGCAGGACUUCACUGGAGUGAUGGAGCUGUCCGUCUUUGAUGACGCCAGCACUGAUGAAUCUGUGAAGGUGGUGGAGGCAUGGAGGGCGAGACUGGAGGCCAGGGGCGUCUCUCUGGUGCUCUCCGGCCACAAGUCUCCACAACCGAAAGGAGUGGGAUUUGCAAAAAAUAAAGCCAUAAAUCAGAGCUCUGGGAAAUACCUUUGUUUUCAAGAUGCGGAUGACGUCAUGUUACCAGAGAGGGUUCGCCUUCAGUUUGAGGCCUCACUUCUCCAUCCAAGCUGCAUCGUCGGCUGCAGAGUGAGGCGAGUCCCUGAGGGAUCCACGGAGCGAUACACUCACUGGAUCAACUCUACUACUCAAGAUCAGCUCCUCACACAGGUGUACACAUCACACGGGCCCACCGUCAUCAUGCCCACAUGGUUCUGCUCCAGGGACUGGUUCCUGGAGGUUGGCUUGUUCGAUGAAGGAGGAAAGGGCGUUGCCGAGGAUUUGCUCUUCUUCUACCAAAGUCUUCGCCAAGGAGGAGGCGCGGUCAGAGUUGACCAGUGCUUACUAGUCUACCGGUACCACGAGAAAGCUGCGACACACUCUGUUACUGAGGAAACCAUUUGGAAUCUACGGGUGAACUUCUUGCAAGAACGAGUCAUCAGCCAAUGGCAGAGCUUCACGAUAUGGAAUGCUGGGAAACAGGGACGAAAGCUGUUCAGAUACUUGAACGGAGCAAACCAGAAGAAAGUGAAAGCUUUCUGUGACGUGGAUGAGAAAAAGAUCAAGAAAGGCUUCUACACAUAUGAAGACUCCAAGGAGAGACCAAAGCGCCGAGUCCCUAUUGUUUCUUACAAAGAUGCCUCUCCUCCCUUCAUCGUUUGUGUCAAACUGGACAUGACGGGGGGCAUUCUGGAGGAGAACAUUAACUCCUUGAAUUUGGUGGAGGGAGUCGACUACUACCAUUUCAACUGAGGGACUCGCCUCAGAGCGAGUGCCUCUCACCGUCUCUUCACACAUCUCUGCGGUGCAGCUCAACUACACACACAACUACUUCAAAUGUACAAAACUGAAUAAAA